This is a messenger RNA of Epinephelus moara (kelp grouper), 5506 nucleotides long. RefSeq lists its product as uncharacterized. The coding region runs from base 418 to 1749 and encodes 443 amino acids. The transcript has 5 exons. The record is from RefSeq and is a predicted model, not a curated record. Lineage: Eukaryota; Metazoa; Chordata; Actinopteri; Perciformes; Serranidae.
CUGGCAGACAGAGAGGAUGGCACAACGGGAGGAUUUCUUAGUAUCUGUUCAGCAGCUCUUUAUAUCCUGCAGUCUGCCAGUGUCUGUUAGAGAAGAGUGAACUUUGUCAUUUUGGUUGCAGCAGGAUAUCUCCACUCACCAGAACAUCUCUGUGAUCUUCUAGCAGAAGGAUGUGUUGACAACAAGAUGGCACCCCCGUGUCUCUGUCCUGGGAGAAUGGAUUGUUGCUGCUAGCUCUGCACUGACUGAGCUGUGCUUACUGAAGAUGUUAGCUGGACUUUUUUCAUGUUGUUGGGCCUCUAUCUUAAGUGUGAAGCUAAAUUGGAUGUCUAAGGAAACAUGUGGACAGAGAUUUCCUUUAUUUCUUCACAAGACAAAGAAGCUAUGGCAUUUAAAGGAUGUGUUUAAUUCUCAGUGAUGUCAGUGAGGACUUUUUAUCCCCGGGAGCAGAAGCAGCUAAAUGUGGAGGCAGGGAAGUCUCACAGGGAGGAAGAUGAGGAAAGAGACUGUUUGCAGCAGCUCUCCUGUUGUCCUGCCUGCAACCAGGGGUAUGACAUCAUCCUGUUCCUGCCGUGCUCUCACACCAUGUGCGGUCACUGUGUGGCGGCUGGAGAGGGAGCAAGGUCAGAUCAGUCUAACGUCGGCCCGGUGGUCUGCUCUGUGCUGUGCCCGUGCUGUCGUCAUCCUGUGGAGCUGCCAUGCUGGAAGUGGUCAUCUGCCACUUCCUGUCUCCCAAGACAUCCCACACUGAGUCCUGCAUGUGUCGACAGGGAGACGGGCACCAAGGAGGGAGCAGCUGAAGGCCACAUUCAACAUGUGCAGGGGGACACACACUGCCAGGAUGCAGUUGACAUGACAACACAGAGCUGUUUACAUGACUCCAGUGCUGACACUUCCUCAGUAGCACCAGUGGAUGGUGCUGUAGACCUGCGGGAGGAGGAGAUGGAGCAGUCAGUCUUUGGACUAUGUUUUGCUCUGGACGCUUCAACUGUCCCUCCAUCGCUCCAUCUUUCCAACUCCUCCCUCACCGUCACCUACCAAGGAGAGACCCCUCCUGGCCUGCCUCCAGACAGCAAGGCCAGGAGAUCUUUGACCUCUGACCCCGGGGUCACGCCGGCCCUGCCGCAGGUCUGCGCUGAUGUUGUCAUCGCACGAGGACAGUAUUACUGGGAGGUGGAUGUCUGCAACAGCUCAGUCUACAGGAUCGGUGUGAGCUCAUUGGAUGGUUCUGGUGGCUGGUGGCUUGAAAGGCAGGGCUGGUCUUUCUGUGCAGUGUAUGAUGGCAGCCGGGAGCCGCUCUGCACUGUCCCACCUCAGAUCAAAACCCUCGGGGUCUUCCUCAACAUCGGAGGACACGCCCUGAGCUUCCACAACCCUCUGACCCAAGAGCACCUCGUCACGCUUCCAACACGGUUCAACCCUGCUGGAGUUCUCCCGGCUCUGGGCCUGGGCCAGGGUCGACUGAGGCUGCGCUGUGGCCUCCCCCCUCCUCCUCAUGUGUUCCUCAGUAAAGACUCGGCCUACAGGCGACCCUGUGGGGCUGGUGGAGGCCGGUGGCGCAGGGAGAUUCCCUUCCAGUCAGUGAGGAAAGUGAUACAGAAGUUUGAGGAGCUGGCUGUGUCAGACUCAGACUCAGGCCUGGUGUCCAGUUUUGGAUCGUCCUGCUCCACCUUGGCUUCUUUGCCAGAUCUGGGGAAUCCUGGGAUUUUUCCCUGUGGGCAAGCAGGACAGGAAACUGGGGCUGAAUAAGAGACUCUUCAAUGGGAGCAUCAGAAACACGCCCACUGCUCCUCUGAGUGGUUUGAUCUUUGACUGUCAUUUGAAAGGCUAAUUUUUUUUAUCUUGAAGGACUUUUGGUUGCCUCUUUCCACUCUCUGCGUGAUCCCGGACCUGCAAUUGACUCUCUCCCCAGGACGCAGCCCUUUCUCUCAUCCAAACAACCCCCACUGGUUUGGGAUCAGGCCAGAAGAGUCCUCCGUAAUGUGAAGUGUGAGGAAAGGGUGGGCUUUAAGCAGCGGGACUCCAUGAUUUGUCUCUGUGUGACGGUUGUCAGACAGUAGGGGUUCUACACUAUUUGUGCGCACGUUCCUGAAUGUGUGUAUGCGGGCACAAGCACUACCCCGAGUGUGUGCAUUUGUUCAGUCGCAUUUAUGUGUGUGUGCGAGCAAGAGGGAACAAUGUACGAGCAGCAGGGGGUGAGAUGACGAGGUGUGAGUACAGUGACACCAGCAGUGUUGACACAGAGUGGAGAGGACAGGUGGUAACAUAGGUUUGUCCCGCGGCCUGCCUUCGAUAGGACAGUAAGGCUGCCCUUUGCUGACCCUUUGAAAACCACAGGACUCCCCAAGACUUCAAAAGGCAUGACGGGCAGAAGGAGUACAGAGAGGGAGAAAGAGAAAACAGCAUGCAUGAAUUUAAGACAGCAGGUGAUGACCUGGUUAAAAAGAAAUGGGCAGAGAGAUGGAUUCCCAACAGCUUUCAUGCCAAGAAGCUCUGAAUAGAUCAACAGACUCAGGCCACAACAUCUGAGAGUUUGUUUUAAGGCGGUACUGUGCUGCUACUUUACAUCAGAGGGGAUUAGUAAUGGAGACACAUUAGUUUUCUAAUGUGAGGUGGUACAUAAUAUUCCAGGCUGUUGUCAUGCAAUGUUUGUACGUUUUCCUACGAAAAGUAAUACACCAAAAUUUGUACGUAUCAGAUGUAAUGAUGAGCCAGUUAUUUGUGCAUAACCCAUGUAUUUUGGAAGUCUGCGAUCAUGCAACAAAUGUGCUGACUGAGUGGCCCAGUAAGGAGGCAGAUUGGGGUGGAGGACUGGUCACAAAGGACAGGACUUUUCCCUGGAAGACUGGUGUUCAAAACCAUAUGAACUUUGAUUAAUUUUAAGGUAUAUUAUCACCAUGUUGCUUUUCCUUAACCUAACCAGUAACCUUACUUGCCCAAACCUAACCUUUGUAAAUUUACCUACAUUGCGUAACUUCACAUUGAGGAUAUAACGUCAUUCGUGGGGUGCUAAUUCAUAGGACAUCAUACGAACUGUUGUAUGAGGACACACUGAAUACUCUUCACUAUGUUUUCAUUAGUUUAUGAUCACCUGAAAAUAUGAGCUGUUUAUAUCUACAAACACAGCGGGCUCCUCUUCCACGAAGUCCGCCAUGUGCACCAGCUCUAGUUAGGGCCAUUCGCAUUUUCACAUUUUAGCCUUGGCCACCAUGGUUCUCCUGCAUGCUUGGCACAUGGGUGAAGUUUCAUUUCUGAAAUCUCACCACUAGAUGUCACUAAAUCCAACACGUUCUGAUCCCAAGUUGUUGCAUAUUGCCACUUUGUCAUUUGACUUUCACGUCCAGAUAUUAUGCACUAGGUCAACACAGUCUCAUUUCGAAGUCGUUGAAUACCGCCACUUGGUCCGUGACUUCAGGCAUCAGACCCCCAUGAAAGAAAGCUAUCCUUUCACGUCAACAUGAUACAAUGCCAGUUGGCAUCAGGGGAAACAUGGCGGGACAACAGCGUAAAUUAAGGGGGCGGAAGUCCAAGUAGGGCCAGCGGGACAAGUGGUGCAUGGGUCCAGCAACCACAGACUUUCACCAGGAAGGCCGGUGUUCACUUGCUGUAAGAUUGUACGGCAAAACACUGUUCUGUUUUUUCCCAAACCUAACGAUGUGCUUAUCUUGAAAAAGACAGUAUGUAAAAGUAUACAUGUCACAGGCUGAAGUUGACACGGCGUUCCAAAACAUCAACGACCGAUCCCAGCUCCUUAUAUUACGUAAUUACUGGCAGUAUUUUAAACUGAUUCCAACAAAUGGCGUAUCAAACCAUCACAAAAGGUGGCUUUUGGUGUCUGUGUCUGAUACCAAAAUCACGAACAAAGCCACAGUAUUUGAAGUCUUUCGAAUAAGACCAGGCUGCUGAAUCCUACACGCUGGACCUUUAAUUGAUGAAAGUGACACUUUCAGUCGUGAUUAUAUUUGACAGAUGUUACAAACAAAUGUGUAUAAUACCCCUUUUUACUGAGGGUUUUCUCUGCAACUAAAACUUCCUCCUGUGCUUCUUCUUCAUCGUUGGCUUUAAGCUCCACACACCCUGGUUUUUGCAUGUUAGACACACACUUAAUGUGAGUGAUUCUGGCAAAGGAAACAGUGAGAGUAUAAACUUUUCCUCAUUUUCUCCUCCAUUCCCGAGGCUCCAAGCCCUAUUUGAGGAACCACUGGUGGCUAACACUUGGCAUGGUCACUGUUCAUAUUCUCCCUGUGACCACUUAUGAUUGAGUAAUUCAGGCCCCGUUCCCAUCUCCUCCUCUCUUGUCAGUUUUUUUUCUUACAGUGACUUUUUGCCUUUUUAGAAGGUGCAAAACCUUAAUUCUCAUUGUAGGAUGAGAAAAAAGCUCACAAUUAAAACAAGCAUCAAUCAGCAGUAGCAGAGCCCAGCAGGGGCCCUUCGGCUCUGAGGAAGAGUAGCAGUGGAGCGGGGCCAACUUUCCAUUGAGCAUCAUUCAUUUCAUGCAUGCACCAAAUCAGUGAAGCAUCGGGUCAGACUCAGUAAUAAGCGAUGAGUCAAAGAGAAGCUUGUCAGACUGUCGCCUCUCAGACCACUCAUCAGGAUGACUGUGUGUUGAUGUUUAACGGUCGAGGUAUUUACCGCGCGAGUAAAAAAAUGCGUGUGCCGUGACCGCUUUUGGCGCGGCUCUCCCUGCACAUCUAUCGGCCUUUAGCAAUAAAGUGUGUGGAAGCAAUUUGACUCUUGUAAACAGAAAUGAGAGGGGCGGGAUGCAGAUUUCAAAGAGCAGAGAGCAGAGACAGGGAGAGAAGGAGACAGAGGGGAGAAGGAGAGGGGGAGUUUUCCAGGAAGGAUGGAUAAGACUUGAAACGUACUAUGCCAUGUGUGCGCAUUUGGCUGCGUCUACUGUAUGACUCUGAGGCAGAUAAGCAAAGUUAGCAACUAAUUGCCCUGUAGAUUGCACUGAGGCACAGCAAAUCAAACAAUAGUAAGAGUAAUACAAAAUAAAACACAAUAACAGAUGACAACACAAGAUAAGCACAAUAAAAAUAAUCAAAUGAGCAGCAUGCUGAGAUUAGAUGUCACUGAUUCAGCAGCCUCAGGUCCUCGGGCAGGGAGCUCCAGAUGGAUGGAUGACCUUCUCAAGAUCAUGUUGAGAGAAAAAGGACCUGAUUUUGGAGAUGAUUCUAAAUUGGUAGAAAGAGGACUGGACGAUGCUUGUAAUCUGUUCUUCAAAGGAGAGAUCACUGUCUUUUGGCUGCAGGUUUGACAUUUGCAGAUCGGAGGCCAAGAUGUUUCUGAACAUGAGCUGUAACUAAGUAGGCUGUAUUUACUCGAGUAUUUUGAGAUAGGCUUAUAGCUGAAUAUUUCUAUUUUAUUUAUUCACAUCUGGCACUGCACUGUGUUUUUUAUUUUCCUGUUGAAUCUGUUUUAUUAUAAUUUUUUUUAUUCUAUUCUUUUAUGUGUCUGUUGUUUCUUGUCUUGGUGCCUUCUGAUGUCUUACCUAUAAAGCACU